GUACUAACUGCGCAUGCUUGAUGAGUAUACGUUCCUGCUAAACCGUAGGAAGUUCCUGUGAACAAAAUGAUCAUUUUCGAUAGGGCAAUUGCUACGUAGAAGGAAUGAGUACACAACCAUGAUCAUCUUGUAGAUAAGUUAGAUUAGUUUUUUUUUUGGUUUUAUAGCUCCGAGGCAGAAGUAAAAAAUUACUUUGAGAGGCGUAUUCUUUCCUGUUUUUUACUUGGCAGGAACGACAUUCAUUACGUCGUUAGGUUACUUGUUUAGUUGGUUAACUAAGUUAGCUUUUGAGCUAACGACUCGCCAACGCAUCACCUUAAAUUUCUUGGAAUUCCUAUUUCAAGAUGUCAAAUGGUGGCUUCAGCUCUCGGAAUGGGGCUAGUGGGGCGUCGUAUAUUAAUGGUCCCUUCCAGAAUCCCAUAACACUUCAUCCUUCAACUCAAGGGUACAUUGUGGCCCAACCAAGCUCCACCAUGACUCAGUCUAAAGCUCCAUUGCUGCCUGCCCCAGAUAACUACAAUUUCAAGCUCUAUCAGCAAGCCCCACCAAUGAGCCUGUACCAAAGCCCCUCUGGGUCAUCCAUGCCCAGCAGGUCACCAGAGGGAUGUUUGGAGCCCUUUGCACCGUUUCAAACUGCAGUGAAUAACCACAGAAUGCUUUUAUUACCCACUCCACAGAGCUCCUCAACCCCUCCAGUGUCCAACAGUUUCUGCCAGAAUCUUCAGCAACCUAGAAGCAGGCAGUAUGAGGGACAUACACACAUGGGCAAUGAAGUGAGCCCUAAUCCAGCCCUGGGAUCAAGUCUGACAUCCAUGGCUUACAGCUUGGGAACAGCCACACCUCCUUUUUUUUGUAAUGCACCACAGUCUCCUGGACCACCACCAGCCUCUGCGAGUAACCUCCCUGUACCAGGGCCUAAUGCAGCAAAUGCCGUACCCCACACCUCAAAUCAGCUUGACCGAAAACUUUAUGGCACCCCGCCUGCAGUAGGGUCACCAGCAGCCGUGGGAGCUUCACCACCUUUACCUACUCCUGGCCUUUUAGUCAGUUCUGUUUUGGCACCCCCCCCUGCUGGUCAGAAUGAAGCUGGCCCAUACCCUCCUCAGCCAGGACAGAUGAGCAAGCCAGCUAGCACUGCUUACCCUUCAUUGGAACCUGGUUACCAGGGCAUAGAAGGGGUACCCAAGCCAUUACCUAUGCACCCUCCAACACAGCCUUAUAGCUCCCCACCUCAACAAUACCAGCAGCCUUCUGUAGGUCCAGCCCAACUAAGUCCAUCCUUGUCUGCAUUAAGCCUGCAGUCCCAGACCCCUGAGGCUCUAAGAGUGGUCAACCUCCUGCAGGAACGUAAUCUCUUGCCCCCUGGACCUGUUCCUGCCCCAACACCCUGCUUGCCUCAGGACCUGCAAAAACUCAACUGUAGCCCAGAGGUCUUCCGUAGCACACUCACCAGCAUCCCUCAGACACAGGCACUCUUAAGUAAAGCGAAACUGCCUCUUGGUUUGCUGUUGCACCCGUUUAAGGAUCUCUCACAACUACCUGUAGUUACGUCCAGCAGCAUAGUGCGCUGUCGUUCCUGUAGAACCUAUAUCAAUCCAUUUGUGUCCUUCCUGGAUCAAAGGCGGUGGAAGUGCAACCUGUGCUAUCGAGUUAAUGAUGUUCCUGAGGAUUUCAUGUACAAUCCAGUCAGCAGAUCAUACGGAGAGCCACACAAAAGACCUGAGAUCCAGAAUGCUACCAUUGAAUUUAUUGCUCCCUCCGAAUAUAUGCUGAGACCACCACAGCCUGCUGUGUACCUCUUUGUGCUUGAUGUGUCCCACAACGCUGUGGAAACAGGAUAUCUUGAUGUUGUCUGCCAGUCGCUUCUAGACAAUCUUAAUUCUCUUCCAGGAGAUACAAGAACAAAGAUUGGCUUCAUCACGUUUGAUAGCAUGAUCCACUUCUACAACCUACAGGAAGGACUGUCCCAGCCGCAGAUGCUUAUUGUUUCAGACAUUGAAGAGAUUUUUUUACCCACUCCUGACAGCCUUUUAGUGAAUCUCAAUGAAUGCAAAGAGUUGGUACGAGACUUGCUGAAAAGUUUACCUCAGAUGUUCACAAAAACAAUGGAGACUCAUUCUGCUCUGGGUCCUGCCCUGCAAGCCUCCUUUAAAUUGAUGUCACCCACUGGCGGCAGAGUAUCUGUCUUUCAGACCCAGCUUCCAUCCUUGGGUGUGGGGGCGCUCAAUUCUAGAGAGGAUCCCAACCAGAGAGCAUCAGCAAAGGAUGUUCAACAUCUCUCUCCUGCUACGGAUUUCUAUAAGAAGCUGGCACUUGACUGUUCUGGGCAGCAGGUGGCUGUGGACCUCUUUUUGCUGAGUGCACAGUACAGUGAUCUCGCCACUUUAGGAUGUAUAUCCAGAUAUUCAGCAGGAAGCAUUUAUUUCUACCCUUCAUAUCACAGCCAACACAACCCUGCACAGACAGAACGCUUCCAGAAAGAUCUCAAGAGGUAUCUCACCCGCAAGAUUGGAUUUGAAGCUGUUAUGAGGAUACGCUGUACUAAAGGCUUGUCCAUACAUACUUUCCAUGGAAACUUCUUCGUGCGAUCCACCGACCUCUUGUCUUUACCGAACGUUAACCCUGAUGCUGGCUUUGCUGUGCAGAUGUCCAUUGAAGAGAACCUGGUGGACAUGCAAGUGGUGUCAUUCCAAGCAGCCCUGCUCUACACUUCCAGUAAAGGAGAGAGGAGGAUCCGAGUGCAUACCAUGUGUUUGCCUGUGGUGAAUUCUAUGUCCGAUAUCUUUGCUGGAGCUGAUGUACAAGCCAUUAUUGGCCUGCUGGCUAGUAUGGCUGUGGAUCGCUCAGUGACAGCUAGCCUGAGUGAUGCCCGUGAUGCCAUGACCAAUGCUGCCAUCGACUCACUGAUAUCCUACCGCACCUCUGUACUUACCAUCCAACAACCUGGCCUGCUUGCUCCUGCCUGCCUGCGCCUGUUCCCCCUCUAUGUCCUGGCCCUGCUCAAACAGAAAGCAUUUCGGACAGGGACCAGCACCCAACUGGAUGAUCGUGUCUUUGCUAUGUGCCAGCUGAAGUACCAGCCACUCAUUUACCUCAUGCUCAUGAUCCACCCUUCCCUUUACCGACUGGAUAAUUUGACUGAUGAGGGGGCGCUGAACGUAAAAGACCGCACCAUCCCUCAGCCAAGAAUGCUGCAGUUGUCUGUAGAGAAACUCAGCAGGGAGGGGGCCUUUCUCAUGGAUACAGGCUCAGAGAUGUAUCUCUGGGUGGGAAGAAAUUGCAACCCUACUUUCCUGAAACAAGUGCUGGGAGUCCAGAACUAUGUGACUGUGCCUCUGAACAUGAAUCAGCUACCAGAGUUGGAUACAGCAGAGUCUACCAGAACAAGAGCUUUCAUUGGCUGGCUGAGAGAGCAACGAUCUUUCUAUCCAGUAUUGCAUAUUAUAAGAGAUGAAAGCCCGCUCAAGGCCAAUUUUAUGCAGAAUAUGAUUGAGGACCGGACUGAGUCUGCCCUGUCUUAUUAUGAGUUCCUGCUUCAUGUACAACAGCAAGUCUCCAAAUAAGCCAGUCGGCUGAUGGAUCAGCCAAAUACACUAAACAACUGCAGCAUCCCCAGAGCCUCCUCCAUAUGUAACAUGGAGAACACAGUUCUCUGUCUGCUACCUACCUACUAUGUUUUUCACAUUCAGCAGUGAACUUUCUCAUCCUAGAAACCAACCUAAAUACAAACUCCUAAAUUCUGUAUUUGUCAUCCACAACGAGGAAAAAGUGAAAUGACAGUAUUUUCAUUAAUAUUAAGUAGCGUUACUGGUGAACAGGGCUGUUUCAAACUAUAAGUGAUAUAAGAACUCUCUCUGAGUUACUAAGGGGAGUGGAGUAUGCAUUGUUUUUUAAUUGUUCAAUAUUAUUUGUAAUAAAGCACAGUGAAUCUAGAGAUUGUUAACACUUUUAUAAACAGUUUCUUUAUAAACAGUUAAUUUAGUGUUUAUGCUUGUUCUCGCAUAUAAAAGAAUAUUAUUGAGUGGUUGGGGUGGGGGCCUCCCUCAAGCAGGAUGUCGCUUAGGACCCCCUAAAUGUUCAGAAAUGGCUCUGUUGACGAAGCACACUCUUAAUUAAAUAAUGAAGUCGUAUGUGUGAAUUUUAAGCUUUGUGCAAAAAUAUUUGUUAUUUUUGAGGGUUAGAGUUAGAUGCCAGCACAUAUACUAAUAUAUCACAACUUUUUAAAAUCAGUUGGGCUAAAUACAGUUAUAUCUCUUGAAGUCAGUUUUCGAACAAAUGCUGGAGCCAUGUGUUCUCUUUUUAGAUCAGUAUGUGAUGCGAUUGUUUCUAAUUUAUUACUUUUCCCUGUAUUGACCAAGUGAAAAAGUAUUCCUUGAUCUAAUAAUUUUUUUUGCAAAAGUUUCCCAUCUUCUGUGUUGUUUGUUUUGUUUUUGUUUUUGUUUUUUUACUCAUUUGUUUUUUCAUUGUUGGUUUUAUUUAGUGUCUAUCAGUUCAGUUAAGGUCUGUAUUUGCCUUGUUUGGGAACUUCUAUUGUUAAACUUUCAUUACAAUACAGAUGCUAUAAGUGAAUAAAAUUUUAAUAGAAUAUGGUGAAAUUCUUUAACAUAAUUUAUAACAAAGCCAGUGUGAUGUUUUAAUUAUUCUCUAACCUAUAUAUUGAUUGAUUAUAUACACACAAGUGAAUGCAAAGAACUGUUGGUAAUAGUAUGACCAUAUUCAGAUUAUGAUAAAUUAAGUGGUUGAGUCUUUUGUAAAAUCUGGUCACUGGCUUAUUAUGUGUAUGAAUAAGGAAUACUGUUCAGUACUAUGCUGAUAACAAAAUUCUUCUCACGUUCUCUUUUAUUUUUCAUAAAACCUGCAGUGUGAUGUGGAAAAAGCUGGCAUAUUAAAAAAAUAUUUUCAGCUGAAUCAGUCCAUCCAUAAUUACUCUUAACCUACUGUUAUGAAGGAACAAUUAUAUAGUUCUGAAUGUUUAAAUAAACUUUGUUUUAACUAUUUACCCUUUUAUGAAUAAAAGAAAUGAUUGAAAAAAAAAAGUAAUACAUAUCACAAAGCAUAUCACAACUCUUUUAAUUAUUUUUUUACAACCAUGCCACUUGAAGUUUUUUCAUUUUUUUGGUAUUGUCAAACCAACCUUCUAUACUGUCAAAAUGAACAUCUGAGAUAGGAUGAUUUGUACAUUGUCUACGGUUUUGUAAAUGUGUAAACAUUUCUUAAAGAAUUAAAGAGUUCUGUAUGAAAA
Messenger RNA from Colossoma macropomum (tambaqui), 5242 nucleotides. It is a transcript of the gene sec24a, whose product is annotated as SEC24 homolog A, COPII coat complex component. The transcript has 22 exons. Bases 345 to 3563 code for a protein of 1072 amino acids. Gene Ontology annotation, cellular component: endoplasmic reticulum exit site; COPII vesicle coat. Gene Ontology annotation, molecular function: SNARE binding; zinc ion binding. The record is from RefSeq and is a predicted model, not a curated record. Lineage: Eukaryota; Metazoa; Chordata; Actinopteri; Characiformes; Serrasalmidae. Gene Ontology annotation, biological process: COPII-coated vesicle cargo loading; endoplasmic reticulum to Golgi vesicle-mediated transport; intracellular protein transport.